AUGAAUACAGAAAUAGAGUUGGACAAAUAAAAUAACAUCAGCAGUCCUUUGAUAAACAAUAAAGAAAACUAAUAAAAGAGUGGUUAAAUUCCUAUUAGAAGUUCUUCAAUCUAUUAAAUAAAUUAGGAUUUGUUACGUUCUUAAAUAAACGAUCAACUUGAUAAAUCCCUUUCAGAAUUUUAAUCAAUAGAGGAGUUGAGAAAAGUGAUGCCCUUCGUUAAUUACGGUAAGGCAUUGAAUAUGCUUCUGAAGGCGACGCAGGAGGGAGAAGUUGAAGAAUUCUUAGUAAUUUUGGAUGAUUUGAAAAUUAGAAAGGAGAAAUUAAAAUUGGACGAGUUAUUGGAUCAGAAAAAGUAAACACUACUUCACAUCGCAUGCUUUAAGAAUUAGCCCGCAGUGGUGGAGAAAUUGUUGGAAACUGCGAAGCAAAAUUCUACAUAAAAUCAAUUUGAAGAAUGGAUAAAUAGAGUCAAUUAGGACCAAUUUGCAUCUGUUCAUUUUGCAGCCUAUGUGGGAUCUAUAUCAAUCUUGGAGAUGCUUAAGGAUGCUGGAGCAGAUCUAAACAUAAAAAAUUCUCAAGGUUAAAAUGCUUUGUCAGUAGCAGCUUAAGGUGAUUAAGUUUAAGCGAUGGUAUGGUUAUAUUUAUAAGGUCAAUCAAUAGUUGAGUAAGAUUCACAAGGAGGAACGCCUUUGCAUUGGGCAACGUAUUUUGAUAGUCUUUUUGCCCUCCAAUUUUUGUUGUCAUGGUUGUCCAAACUACCGAACUACAGCUAUUAUAUAAAUUUGAAGGAUGGAGAAGGUAUGACCCCUUUGCACUUGGCUGCUGUGACUGGGAACUGUAGAAUUGCGAAGAAAUUACUACAAAAGGGAGCUAAUAAAAGUAUAAGAGAUAUUAAGAACUAAACUCCUGCUGAAGCUGCUUUUGAAAAUCAAUAAAAUGGAGUUUUUGAGAUUUUGAUGUCAAAUAAUUGCUUAUUAGAAUUCCUGAAUAUAAAGCCAAGCAUCAAACCUCCCUCUGUAAGUUGGACUUAAAUCAUAGCUUUUUUCAUAAUCUACUUUUAUUGUAUGAUAGGGACUAUUUUAUUUGUGUAUCCAUUUUAUUUCAAACACGAAUGGCUUUAGAUUUUGUCAGUCUUUUCCUUUUUGUUGGGUAUAAUACUGUACUUCUUGACCAUGUUCUUGCAUCCUGGUUUUAUUGAGAAAUCCACAGAUUAAUAGCAGUUGUUUAAAUUAUUGAAUGAUAAUGAACCUUGGGAAGUGUGUUAAGAAUGUCUAAUAAAGAAACCAGAGAGAUCUAGACAUUGUGAAUUUUGCAAAAGGUGUAUCGUAGUAUAUGAUCAUCAUUGUCCUUGGGUGAACAAUUGUAUUGGAGCAAAAAACUACUUUAUUUACUUUUCCUUUAUUUCUAUAAUUUGGAUAAAUUUGAUUCAUAUUUUAAUACUAAAUAGUGCGUUUAUUGGCCAGGAAUACAGUGAUGGCAAUCCGAUUUAUAGUUGGUUCAAUAAUAUGAUAGAGUCUCAGUCGAAUACUUUAUUUAUAACCAAGAUAGUUGUUUAAUCAAUAAUAAUAUUUUUAAGUGUUUUGUUCAUAAUAGCAGUGUCUCAUUUACUUUAUGGAUAAAUCAUAACAUUAUUUACAAACAGGACUACAUUUGAGAAGUACAAGCAAGCUGAAAACUUAUAAUCCAACAAUGGGAAGUCAAAAAGUUAGAAACAAUUAUCAUAACAAUCAAUUAAAGCUGAAGAUCCGAAGAUAUAAUGUUCUUGUGCUAAUUGUAUAUUGAUGUGUUGUGGAAAUGCUAAUAACCCUGCGUUUUAGUGA
This is a messenger RNA of Paramecium tetraurelia, 1821 nucleotides long. RefSeq lists its product as uncharacterized. Gene Ontology annotation, molecular function: protein binding; palmitoyltransferase activity. NCBI's taxonomy places the organism in Eukaryota, Ciliophora, Oligohymenophorea, Peniculida, Parameciidae. The record is from RefSeq and is a predicted model, not a curated record. The transcript is spliced from 5 exons.